AUGAUGGCAGAGUUGCUUGAGAGGAGGAAGCAGCGUCUGCAAUCCUCGUCCAGAGGAUCGCGCUUGUCAGACGACGUUAUCGAUGCUAAAGUCGUAGUUUGCAGCCCUGCCUCUCCUGCCAUCCCUCGCGGCCCUGCUCGUGGUGCGGCAAGUGAAGUACCGAGAAGGGACACUGUAACUGAGGAAGUGCAGCCCCUCGACUCCCGGCUGGAUCAAGACAGACUGCUGCAGCUGCUCCAGACGGAUCUUGGGUUUGACGGCGAACUGCCUGUUUUAGCAUGUGUGAUGUACAAUGCUCUCGUGCACUGGCGCUCCUUCGAAACCGAGUCUACAGAUGUGUUUGACAAGAUUAUUGGGAUCAUGAGGGCCGCCAUUGGCGCUCAGGAUCCAUCUGCUGCUCCUGGUGCGGAUGUCGGCGUGGCUCCUGACGCUCAGCCUGAGGCUGCGAGAUUUGGUGCCGGAGAAGAUGAAGAUGCAGUGGGGAGUAUUGACAAGCUGGCGUAUUGGCUGACGAACGCAGCUUCUCUGCUGCUUCUGCUCAUGACAUCUUUCAAGACUGAUAAAGUUCCACGGGAAAUGGCGGCAUUUCGGAAGGAAAUUUUCAGCCCAACUGUCCCAUCUGAGGACGAGAUAGCUGCAGCGAAGGCUGAUGGGGUGCAGCUGGUAAAACCCACGUUUCCAGCUCUGCUAUUCGGGAAAGAGCUAGCAGCGUACGUGGAAAAGGUGUAUCUGUUCUUCGUAGACAAUCUGAGGAACGACGUUUCACCGAUACUGGUUGCCGGCUACGAGGCCAGUACUCGUAUUCUUAGGAGUUCAAAUCAGCAAAACCUGCGAGCAGCAGCACAAAGCCAGGCGAUCUCAAUACCAGCAGCAGAAGCACGGUGGAACCUUAUAACCAUGAAGCUCUCAGAUAUGCUCAACUUUCUGAAGCUCAACCACGUGCCUGCCUUCCUCGUCAGGAGCCUCUUCCGACAGAUCUAUGCACUCGUCAAUGCCGAGCUCUUUAACCGUGUUUUGCUUUAUCGUCACUGCUGCAACUUACAUUUCGUCGACGCGUAUUUCAAAGAGGGGUUGACAGAGCUGCAGCGGUGGACCGCUGCCGCCACUGAGGUGUAUGCAGGAGGCGCAUGGGACCAGCUGCAGCACAUCAGGCAUGCUGUGGAGUUUAUCGUACCUGCCAAUCGCUGCCACUCUCUGCUUCCCUAUCACCUGCCACCGUUGUGGAUGCUGCUUGGGAGGCAUUCCUUCUUUCACCUUAGACUUUGCAUGAGUUUAACCUGGUCCGCUGUUGCGAGCCUCGCGGCGCUAUUGCAAGCAACCAUGGCUACACAUUGGCGUAGUUCCUUCCGUCCCCUUCUGCUGCUGCUGGCGGUGCUGCUCGCGCGGCAUACAUGCGUACAGGCAGCGGACAAGGCGAACGCCACUCAGCCAGCAGCGGACGACCCCGUGGUCAAAGCAGAGAAGGAAGCAGGCGAUAUCGUGCCCCAAGGGGCGUGUACGGCGGAAAUAACAGCCUACUGUUCGGACCUACCCACAGGCAACCGCUCUCUGGAGCGGUGUUUGAGCACACAGGUCAAGAUGGUGAUGGCGGGGAAAGUAAAAGCGAACCCCGAGUUCUCCGCGGAGUGUUUGCUGGAGAUCCGCAACUUCAAGAUUGCGCUGUACAAGGACAUCAGCAUGAACAAGGAGAUGGUGGAGGCGUGCAAGGAGGACAUCGCAUCCUUCUGUGAUGACGACUUUCUCUACCCCGAGCCCGGCAACGUGCUCGCAUGCCUGCGGGAGAGCAAGGAAUCAGGGCGUGUAUCAGACCAGUGCGCCAUAAUGGUGUUCGAGGCGCAGGAGGAUGCAGCAGACGAUUUCCGCAUGGAUCCGCAGCUGAACAUGCUGUGCUCCAAGGACGCGGAUACCUACUGUGGGGACGUGCAGUCAGGCGAGGGGCGCAUUCAGGAGUGCCUGCGGCGCAACCGCAAGAAGCUGAACUGGGAGUGCCAGGCGGAGCUGUUCCGGCAGGAGGUGGAGAACGCCGAUGACAUCCGCCUCAACGUGCGCCUCUUCCGAGCCUGUCUGGACGACAAGCGGCGCUUCUGUCCUGAUGUGCUGCCCGGGGAUGCACGCGUGAAGGACUGCCUGGAGGAGCACCGCUCCGAGCCCGAGUUCUCCAAGACCUGCAAGGCGGAGUUUGACAAGAUGAUGGAGCGCAGGGCGGUGGACUUCCGCCUCGAUGCCAGCCUGCGCAAGUACUGCCACAAGGACAUUGUGGAGACGUGCUACCCGGACGCGGAGGACAUCAGUGACGUGGCGAACUGGGACAGCAAGGUGAUGGAGUGCCUGCAGGACUACAAGGAGGAGCUCAAAGACCCGCGCUGCCGCCAGCAGGUGCACCGCCUGACCAAGAGGGCAGCAGAGGACAUUCGAUUCGACCACCCUCUGCAUGACGCCUGCCAGCCCGACCAGGAGAAGCUGUGUAAGGACGUGCCGAGCGGCCACGCACGGGUGUUCACGUGCCUGCAGGACCACCGCAAGGACCUGCGCCCCGUGUGCCGCGCUGCCCUCUUUGACCAGGAGAUCCGCUACGCGGGAGACAUAGACUUCAAGUUUGCCAUGCGCCAGGCGUGUGCCGACGAGAUGAAGCGCCUGUGCUCCAAAGCACCCGACAUGGUGAAGUGUCUGCAGGACCAUGUGGCAGAUGCGGACAUGGGCAAGGCAUGUGCCGACGAGGUCAAGAGGGACGAGCAGCGCAGCGCACAGGAUUUCCGCCUCAACUUCCGUUUGAACCACGCAUGCUUCGAGGACGUGCAGCACCUCUGCAUAAACGCCUGCGCCCCUCCGGGCGUCGAGGGCGCCAUGGCUGCUGCAGCAGCGGCCGCAGGGCAGGCGUGCGGAGGGGCGGUGCUCAAGUGCCUGUCGGAGAAGGUGUCUCAGCUGCAGAACGCUGAGUGCCGCGAGGAGGUGUUUUACUUUGAGCGCAGGACCGUGGAGGAUCCGGCCCUGGACGUGCCCUUGCAGCAGGCGUGCAAGGACGACGCGGACAUGUACUGUGGCGCGGGGGCGGGGUAUGCGGGGAGGGACCACAGCCGCACGCUCUCCUGCCUGCGGCAGAACAGGAAGAAGCUGUCCGCCAAGUGCAAGGCGGAGGAGCUGCGGUUCACCGCCAUGGAGGCAUCAGACAUCCGUCUGACCCCCACGCUGAUGAACGCGUGUGGAUUGGAGCUGCACCAGUUCUGCCGCGGAGUGCCGCCCAUGGGCGGCCAUGCCUUCCGCUGCCUGCAGUGGCACAUCCAGGAGUCCGGCAUGAGUGUAGCCUGCCGUGCUGAGGUGGACCUGCAGACCAUGCGCCAGUCCCAGUACUACCGCACCGACAUCGCGCUGCAGCUGCAGUGCAAUGCUGACGUGGAGGAGAAGUGCAGCGAGGUGGACGAGGCGGCGGAGAUGUCAAUGGGGGACCAGGAGGCAGAGGGCGACUACGGGCCUAUCCUGCGCUGUCUGCUGCAGUCGUACCAGACCCUCAAGCCUGCCUGCCAGUCCGAGGUGACCUAUGUGGUGCGCAACGCCCUGUGGAUGUACCACAGCAACGCGCCCCUCACCAAGCCAUGCCACACUGACAUUGACACCCUCUGCAACAGCACCAACGUGGCGGGGUUCAGCGAGCACAAGGGCGCCGUGGUGGGGGUGUUUGGGCAGUGCCUCGUGGACACGCCUCUCACUAAGAUCUCGGAUAAGCAGUGCCGGCAGAUGGUGGGCGUGGUGGCGGGCAGUGGCGGGCACGUGGGAGGGCUGGUGAAUGAGAAUCAGCUGGAGGACACGCUUACUAAAAUCGCAGAGAUCCAGCUGGUGGCUCAGGCUGAGGCGGAGGAGCAGGCAGAGGGCUCUCCACUAGUGUUGACGGGCUGGCUGGCCUUCAUUGCCAUCACAGCCCUCGCUGCUCUGCUGCUUGGUGGUGGCUUCUUCAUCUACCGCCGCUACUUUGAUCCUCGCCGCAACUACACUGUGGUUGUCAAGGCUGGCGAUGUGUGA
Messenger RNA from Closterium sp. NIES-65, 4014 nucleotides. The record is from the annotation of a GenBank genome assembly. Lineage: Eukaryota; Viridiplantae; Streptophyta; Zygnematophyceae; Desmidiales; Closteriaceae.